GUAAACUGUUAUUGCCAUUUUUUCCAAAACCGGGGAAGACUUUCGCAUUUUAAAAUAUGAUAAUAGCUGUGUGUACCGCGUCUUCACCCGAGUCGGUAACACUUUAACAGCAUGGUGGUCGUCCUGUAGGUUUUUGGGGAGCCAGAAGAUGAGUUUAUAGCUAGAAAAACAAGCUCAAAAAUGGCAACAUACAACACCGAAGGUCACUCUGUGGUGGUGGAGGUGAGCCCAGACAUCCAUAUCUGUGGCUUCUGCAAGCAGCAGUAUAACAAUUUCGAGAUCUUUCUCGCCCAUAAGCAAAAUGGAUGCUCCCUCCCCACCUCGGACACAUCAGCCAGCGCUGCAGCAGCCACUCUCACCGAUUCCAGCACUGAGUUUGUUUUCGAGGAAACCUACCAGACCUGUGUUAUGAGAGGUGUCAAAAAGAUCCUGACCAAAGCGCAGAAAACAGCCUACAAAAAAUUAAAACCUUCCCUGACUUCAAAGAGACACAGCUGCUGUUUCUCAGGUUGCACUUUUAAGACGCAGUAUGGCCAAAAAGACAUGGAGCGGCAUCUCAAAACCCACACAGGUGAGAAGCCGUUUGAAUGCGAGCUGUGCCACAAGCGCUUCAGUCGACGGGACAAGCUCAACAUGCACAGCCGCUCACACACAGGCGAGAAGCCACACAAGUGUAAACACUGUCCCUAUGCAGCCGCAGACAGCAGCAGCCUGAAGAAGCACCUGCGUAUCCACUACGACGAACGGCCUUUUAAGUGCCAGAUCUGUCCGUACGCCAGCCGGAACUCCAGCCAGCUCACCGUCCACCUCCGCUCGCACACUGGGGACGCACCUUUCCAGUGCCAACAAUGUGACGCAAAGUUUAAAAUCAACUCCGAUCUAAAGAGGCACAUUCGGAUCCACUCUGGCGAAAAACCCUACAAGUGUGACUUCUGUGAGUACCGAUGCGCCAUGAAAGGCAACCUGAAAUCUCACAUUCAGAUCAAACAUGGCACCGAGAACUCCUUCCACUGCGUGCACUGCGACUUCCAGUGUGCCAGCAAGAACGCCCUGCGGCAACACUCGCGGGAACACCAGCCCACUCAGCCCAUCCAGUGCUCCAAGUGCACUUACUCCUGCGCCAGCAAGGGGGCGCUCAAAGUCCACGAGCGGAUCCACUCGGAGGAGCGCCCCUUUAAGUGCGAGUUCUGCAACUUUGCCUCCAAGCAGCGCAGCAACCUCGUCAUCCACAAAAAGAAGUGCCACUCCGAUAAGCCAGAGAAAGGCGGCGGCGGUGGGAAAGGUGGCAGGGGUGGCAGACGGAAAAGCGGAGGAGGCGACUCUCCGAAGCCUGUCGGCUCUAGAUAUCGAGCCAAGCUUGAAGCAGCUAAGGCUUUCAGCUGUGACUCGUGCGACGCUUCCUUUGUGAGGGAGGACUCCCUGCGGAGCCACAAGAAGCAGCACAGAGACACUCAGAAUGUGUUGCAGCUGCAGCUCUCCACCCCGGCAGACGCAGUCACGACGUCACAGAGCAACAACCAGCUCGAAGUUCCCAUCCCGUCUGAAUCAAUGGCUCCUUACAGCAGUGCACAGCUCAAAAUCAUCGUUUCUCACCCUCUCGGUCAGGAGAACUCUUUAAUUCCAGCUGACACUCAACAUAAGACCAACAUGGUUCUGCUCAGCCCAGAAAACCAGGACAUCGUCGUCAACUCCAUGAUCCAACAGGUCAACCUGCUCACGCCCAUGCAGCCUCUCGGCUCAUCUCAGACUGCAGAAACCACCCUCGAACCCCAAACGGUGCUGUUGACGCAGCUCAGCCCCGACGACACCGCUCACCCGCUCCACCAGGCGCUGCUGCAGACCGCCAUAACCGCUCAGGACCCCAGCAGCGGCUCGCAGACUUUCAUCACGACCUGCUCGGAGCUGGAGGGCCUCAACGCUUUGAUCCAGGAGGGGGGCACAGAGGUGACGGUGGUGACUGAGGGGAACAUGGUGACCACAGCGACUCCUCCGGACAUGGUGUGUGCGUCGUCAGAGGACAUGUCCAAGCCAGCAGGGACAGUCGGGGAGAGUGCCUUAGAGGAAAGCGCGUUGCUGGUGCCAAACAUUAGUCUGGGCAGCCAGAAUGUGGUCAUCCACGGCGUCCCGCUGAUAGUGUCCGCUCAGCCGCAGCAGCUCUCUCCUCACACACUCUACUCAGAUACACACACACUGGAAGGCAUCCCACAAUGAGCGAAGGGUUUCCCAGAAAUCACUAAGACUGUAACUGCAUCAUAAGCUAUUUUUUGCUAGUAUGAACUAGUACGUGCAGGCCAAUAACAGUAUCUGCUUUUGUUUCUAGCAAUUUAAUAAUUAAUCACUGAAGAUAUUGAUAUUGUUGACUUUGGAGACAUAAUUGUUUUAGUUUUCAGGUUUUAGAAGAAUGAAUCCAGGGUU
Plectropomus leopardus (leopard coralgrouper) is the source of this 2415-nucleotide messenger RNA. It is a transcript of the gene zfp64, whose product is annotated as zinc finger protein 64 homolog (mouse). Gene Ontology annotation, molecular function: RNA polymerase II cis-regulatory region sequence-specific DNA binding; DNA-binding transcription factor activity, RNA polymerase II-specific. Gene Ontology annotation, biological process: regulation of transcription by RNA polymerase II. NCBI's taxonomy places the organism in Eukaryota, Metazoa, Chordata, Actinopteri, Perciformes, Serranidae. The record is from RefSeq and is a predicted model, not a curated record.